GAAGCCGCGUCGUCCCGCUCCUCCGGCUCGGAGGCAGGAUACCCGUCUUCUGAACCCUCGGACUCGGAGGGCAGCGUGUCGUCACAGGCGAGCAACAAAACGGUCAAAGAAUCCGAUCGGUUAAAGCGGCUCAGCCAGGACUUGGAGUUGCAGCGGCAGGUGCGGGGUAGUACUCACAUAGCGCCGCGGGGAUCUGCGCCACCAGGUGGGGAGCACCAGCGCAAUUUUGGACCACCAGAAGAACCAGGUGGGUUAUCUUUCUCUUCGGAUGAUGACGAGGAGCCGGUUGCGACUCCGCGAUCGGCGGCGGAGGGAGGUUUUCUUUUUCAACGAGGUCAGCCCUUAUUUUCGGCCGCAUCGUCCGAAGAUGCCGCGUCUUCACGCAGUAGUCGAUCGGGAGGUCGACGUGGGCGCCCAAACAGGACCACUAGGUCGUCAAAAACUUCGGCUUCUUCCGCGGCCUCGGGCAGCAGCGCCGCCUCGGGGAGCGUGCGGGGUGCCGCCGAGGCGGCAGAGGAGGCGCUGGUCGACUUGCGAGGGGUAUCAGAGAGACUUGGCGUCCAGGCAGAGUUGGCGGAGACCAUCGACGCAUUCACGGCGAAGGCCCCACGCUUCCGUCGCGGGGUCACGGAGGUGCCGCCUGAAAUGGAGGAGCAACACUUCGUACGGGAGUACUACGUGCACAACGUGCUGACGAAAUUUGUCUCCGAGCUAAUGGACCUGCUGACCGCCGACCGGGUGCGAAUGCCACUGCGCGCGGUGCUGGAAGACGUUGCGAAAGAGGGUGUAGCGGCCGCGGCACAGGAACAACUGGAGCUCCGAAAGCGGAGGGAAGCUGUUGCGCUGAGAAAGAACUCCAAAAGAAGCACACGCGGUUGUACUUCUACCAGGGGCAACAUGCUGCAACAUGGACGCAACAAAGCAAAAGGAGCUGCGCGGUCUUCCUCGAAAGCGUCCUCGAGCAAAAGCUCGGAACGACGAGGAAGAACCACCAAAGGCUCUGCGUCUUCCGGAUCAGGGACAGCGGCGGCUUCUGCCGAGCCAAUUUCCUCGCCGCAGUCUGGUGCGGAGGAGCAGCAAGAACAGGAGAAGAAACUGUCGGAGUUGGCGGAUGAGCUAGAGCGCUUUGUGGUCCAGCAGUAUAUCAUGAACUCCGUCGCGAUUGUGGUCCACCGGAUGACGCAGGGCCUGCUUCGGAUCCAAUCACUUUCUGUGGAAGAAAAUUUUGAUGCGGAUCAUGGCGAACCCGUUCCCUCUCUCUUUGCGGAACACUAUCCGCAGCAAGCGCAAGCCGCGACAAUCGCACGCAGACCGUACCUGGUGACCAAGGUGGGGCGGGAUGCCGGGGCCCGGGAGAGGGUGGAUGAGGUACUGCAGACUGUAUAUGACAUCAAUAAUCCUGGGGACCAGCCCCGCUUCGAGCGCCUGCAGAAUCACAUCUGGUUGCUGGACUUUUUCUUUCACCACAUUCUUGAGUACGAUCUAGACACGGAGGACAUCGGGCUGGUCAGCGCCGGUGGCUACGAUUACAUGGGCGAUUACUACGGCGAGGACUCCGAUACGGAGUCCACUCUGAGCUCGGACAUCUUCAGCCCUGCUCCGACGUCGCCGAAUAGUGAUAGACGAAGAGCCAAGCGAGCCUUGUUUGUGGACCUGGACAGGAUUGCGCUGGAGCGGGAAUUCGAGGGUCUGAAACGGCUCGAGCAGACGAGUGAGAAGCGAGCCGCGCGGCGUCGCCGAAACACCGCUCCGGAGGAGGAAGAGCAGGCGCGACUUCGCGGCAACGUCGAUUCCGUCGUCGCGGCCUCGCUGGAGCGCCGUCGAUUCGACCGCGAAACGCGCGUGUUGCGUAAGGGCGCGCUUUUCGGGUGCUUGUUGGGCGCUUUGCAGAUCGACGGUGAACAGUUUCAGCACCUGUACGAAGGCCGCGUCGGCGAUCCCCCCGGGUUUCGCAGGGAGAGCCUGAGCCGAGUUUUAGGUCGGGCAUUGAAGAAUUUCUUGUCCGGGGUCGACCCUUUUACGACCCCAAACAUGCCGAACUCCGAGCGCAAUAUGCGCCGGGCGCGGGUGAGCUUUUUUCUCGCCAGUUACCAUCUUGAAGCCUUUUCUGCCGCCAAUGCAAUCGACCUGUACCCGGAUGCCUGGCGCUCGGAGGAUGUCCGUCUAGACGCGCUGCUGACGGACAUGCUCGACGGGUUGUAUAAGAUGCAACAAAGUGCGGCGCCGGAACGCGUGCAGUGGCUAUCUUCACACUGGGCGCAGCUGCAAGCUCGUCUCCUGGAGAACAUCGGUGAUGAUGCAAGAAGAGUACUACAAGAUCCACAAGUUUUCUCUCCUGCGCGACCGUUUGCAGCCGCGAUAGGAUCUUCGAGCCCUGCAGCGCCACCUCCCGCCCCAGAAGUGUACACGCAGAACCAGCUUUCGCUCCAAACGCUGGCGUCGUCGGCGCUAGCAGGGACCUGGCAGACUGCAUUGUUGAAGGACUACUCCGACUACUUGGCGUACUACGAGUACCGGCUGCACGCGUUCGCCAUGGCACAAAUCGAGCUUCCCCCGGCCGAGUUGCUUCGCCAGAACUUGCACAACUGGCGGUCGUACGUGCGUCUCGGUGUUUUUUUCUUUUCAUCAUUGUGGCAGUGAGGCUGAAUUUUUUACUUUUUCGCGAAGCGAAGUUUCGAACCCGAAACCCUAAACCGUUCGCUUCCGUGGUUUGCCCAGAGACACAGUGGCAGUUCUUUCUCCGUCUCCUAUGUUGAGGAUGACGUGAGGACACUUGUGCAACUGGAGAAAAAUGAUGCUGGUCCAGAUGCUGGUCCAAACGUACAGAAUCUGAGCACUUUAUCGCUGAUUUGUGUAGUAGAGUGUGCCUAGAAAGUGAUAAACGUAGAAGACGACUCAUACGACGCCAGCUUUCGGGUAGCUCCUCUUUGCCGAUUGCGCGCUCCCGUCGCGACGC
Messenger RNA from Amoebophrya sp. A120, 2956 nucleotides. Lineage: Eukaryota; Dinophyceae; Syndiniales; Amoebophryaceae. The record is from the annotation of a GenBank genome assembly.